AUGAUCACCGAGAUCCUGAAUACGCCAGGAGUCGCCUGGACCCCUGGUGCCGUGGAACGUUUUGCCACGGAGGCGCCUGGAGCCUCGAAGAGACUGAUGGGCGUGAAAGGUAACAUGACAACCACGAUCGAGUCGGCAAUCAAGCGGGGGGACAUCGAGCGUUUUGCUGUGACGGACGGCGACGUGCCAGAGGACUUCGACUCUGCAGCGCAGUGGCCAGAGUGCGAGAAGAUCAUCAACGACAUUCGCGACCAGUCGAACUGCGGAUGCUGCUGGGCUUUCGCAGGUGCGGAGGCCGCUUCUGACCGCAUGUGCAUCUCCACAAAGGGCAAGACGAUGAUUCCCAUCUCGGCCCAGGAUGUGUGCUUCAAUGCCAACCCUGAUGGUUGCGAUGGUGGCGAGAUUGACACGCCUUGGCAGUACAUCAAGGAUACUGGUGCUGUCAGUGGCGGCCAGUACAAAGGAACCGGCCCGUUCGGCGCGGGCCUUUGCAGUGAUUUCUCCCUGCCGCACUGCCACCACCAUGGCCCACAGGGUCAGGACCCCUACCCCGCCGAAGGCAAGCCUGGCUGCCCAAGUGAGGACUCGCCAGCUGGGCCGACGCAGUGCGAUGCCAGCGCUAAGGCGCCUCACAACAACUUCAAGGAGGACAAGUACUACUACAAGGGCAAGACACAGACGGCAUCUGGCGAGAAGGCCAUCCAGCAGAUGAUCAUGAGUGGCGGACCCGUCGAGACUGCUUUCACAGUGUACUCGGACUUCGAGCUCUACAGCCACGGGAUCUACCACCACGUCACUGGUGAAAUGGCUGGUGGACAUGCCGUGCGCAUGGUGGGAUGGGGAGUCGAUGGCGGCGUGAAGUACUGGAAGGUUGCCAACAGCUGGAACCCGUAUUGGGGAGAGAAAGGGUUUUUCCGCAUCAGGCGUGGGUCCAAUGAGGGCGGCAUCGAGGACCAGGUCGUUGGUUCGUCCAGCGAUGCCACCUGGGCACGUGGAGGCGCCACCGAGAUCGUGGUUUGA
Messenger RNA from Symbiodinium pilosum, 1020 nucleotides. Lineage: Eukaryota; Dinophyceae; Suessiales; Symbiodiniaceae. The record is from the annotation of a GenBank genome assembly.